Pseudoliparis swirei is the source of this 3525-nucleotide messenger RNA. It is a transcript of the gene rmi1, whose product is annotated as RMI1, RecQ mediated genome instability 1, homolog (S. cerevisiae). The transcript has 9 exons. Lineage: Eukaryota; Metazoa; Chordata; Actinopteri; Perciformes; Liparidae. The record is from RefSeq and is a predicted model, not a curated record. Gene Ontology annotation, molecular function: nucleotide binding. Gene Ontology annotation, biological process: resolution of meiotic recombination intermediates; double-strand break repair via homologous recombination. The coding region runs from base 623 to 2749 and encodes 708 amino acids. Gene Ontology annotation, cellular component: nuclear body; RecQ family helicase-topoisomerase III complex.
CGUUAUUCCCGUAUUUAAGGUAUGAUGACCUGCACGACUUUUGUUAAGUUGUGUCUUUCUAAAGAGGUGCAGAGGCGCAGUUGGUAUGUUCAACAACUUGGUUGUAUGUGGCGUUAAUAGCCUCCAUAAGGUUAAUAAGUGUGUAUGUAUUUGAAGCUAAGACAUAGUAGCACCAACAUUUUUGGCGCCUUGGUUACUUUUCACAACACUCCGUGGAAGAGGCUGCCUCCGUGACUCCCAGAACCUAGACGUGACCACCUGAAGAUAAAGAGCUUAUUACAGCUAAUGUGGCUACAGCACAAAUAAUAACACACUAAUUUCUCCGAUCCAUAAAUCACUACAAUAUUGGCUGUCAAGUGAUUCCGGUACAGAGUGUCUGAUCGCUGACUAUAACAUCUCCCUAUAACCCCCCAGAGAGUGAUGGUGCUUUGCAAAGAAUUCAAUUGAAUAUAACAUUUGAACCACUAUGUUUAUACUGAAAACCAUUAAUUGCUUAUGUGUAAUACAGAGUAAAGGCAUUACUGAUAAAUGUAGUUAAAUAUGAAUCAUUGAUGUCUUCAUAUAAUAAUAGAUAGCAGUGGAAAAAAUAUCAGUGGAAGUCAAAUACAAACAAAGGACGAGGAUGGCCCCUGAGAUCCAGGCAGUGGUACAUGCUACCCAGGCAUGGCUGAAGUCCUCCUGGCAUGUUCAGGUGCCCUUUGCCUGGCUAGAAGCCUGCGUGGAGUGGCUGCAGGAAGAAGCAGGAAGAGCAGGUUGUCUGUCGCAGCAGCAAAUUAACCAACAGGCACUGGACCAGUGGCUGUUGACAGACCUCAGACACCUAAACCACCCAGUUCUCCCUGAAGGACUCUCUCAGGCUCAGAAGACUGAACUCAGCGGCACGUUCUGUGUCCAGGUUGACUCAUUACUGGACAUCAGUCAGCCUGCGUACAGCCAGAUGCAGAAGUGGAGGGGCUCAGAUUGUGCCAACGACGAGGUGUCUGCUGUCACACAGUUCACUCAGAGGGCCUGGGAGACCAGACCAACCCGUAUGCUGCUAUUGCAGGUGACAGAUGGAGUACAGAGCUUGGAGGCCAUGGAGUAUCAGUCAGUCCCUGCACUCAGCACAGCUCUAAGGCCUGGUGUGAAGCUGCAGCUGCAAGGCCAGAUGGUCUGCCGACUCGGGAUGCUCCUGUUGGGGCCGUCCAACAUCAAGGUUCUGGGCGGUGAAGUGGAGGACCUGGUGGAGAGGAAUAAUCAGGGCAAGGUGCUGUGUCGGACGCUGGGACUUCCUGAGGAGCAGCAAGAGGGGGGAGAGCCCCCUCCAGCACCAGUACACGGAAACCAGGUGGUGGAGGACCUGGAACUAGAUGAUGCAGAGCUGUUGGCCAGUCUGGAGGCCCAGGAGGAGGGCGAACGGGUCCAGGUGGGGCCUGUUCCAGACAGUGGCUAUGGGACGCUCAGCGAGACUGCCACUCUGUCCUCCAGAAGUUCUUCCAUGAGGAGCCUUUUCUCGACAGCCUCAGCCAGAAAUGAAGCCUCUGCCCGCUCUUACAGAAGUGGUUCGGCCCAGAGCAACAGAGGCGGUUCAGUCCAAGGUCAUCGUCACCACGGUACCGAACAAGAGGAUCCUGACCUCUCAAUUCAACAGCAGAGCUCGGAUCACAACAUGGCAGUCGAGGACUUUCCUGACGAAGACUUUGACGAUCUUCCUCUGGAUGAGUUGGACAGUGUGGCUUUUCCACAAAGUAACAAUAUUACCACGCCGUCUGUCAGCAGUCACAGAAGCACGCCACAGAGCAGCGACAGAUUAACGGGAAAUCCUAACAGGGCAACAAAAGCCCAAACUGCUCAGUUUGAGCAGCACAGUUUGAAUCUGGGCUCUGGGUCACGGCUUGGUUCCAGCAACUCAAGAUCCACCAUGCCGAAAAGAGACAAUCAAGGCUGUCUUAUAGAAGCUGUAGGGCAGGUCUUGUCCCCAGCAGCAGCAUCACAUGAGUUAGGCUUUGUUACUAAUGAUGACAAUGAUGUCAUGGAUGACGAUAUGGACUGUUUUCUCUCAGAGGUAGAAACUGAUUGGACUGAAGCAUCAAAUCAGCCCCCUGUUCAACAAGGUGCAAGCAGAGACCAAGAGAGCUUUACCAACAACACUGUAACUUCAGGCUCCAGUCGUAGAGUCACCAGCAACUCAUCAAAAAGUGCAACAGAGAGGUUUUCAUUUGAGAGCUCACGCAACACUCCUCAGGCGCAACAUUUGAACCCAAACAUUGCAGGAUUUGAAUCUGUUGAAAUAGACCGGCAGAGGGACAGCCCGGUCCCUGCUCUCACUCUGACAUCUCCACCUUUUACAUACGUGUGCCUGCUCGAGGAGAUGACGUCCAAACCACAACCUCACACCACAGCGAUCCGAGUCAAAGCUUUCAUUGUAACCCUCGUGGGGAAACUGAGCAGCAGCAACGGCCUUUGGCGCGUCUGCGCCACAAUAUCAGACGGGACUGGUUACCUGGACGUGGAGCUGUCCGAUGAGGUUUUGACGGGCCUGCUGGGCUUCUCGGUGGCGGGAAAGGCGGCUCUGAAGCGUGACCCAGCCCGGAGAGGUGAGCUGGACACCGGGAUGAGGAGGUGUCAGGAAGAGCUGGUGGACAUGUGCUGUGUUAUGACCAUCGCGCUAGAACCAGAUGGCAGAAAAGCUUUGGUGACUAAGGCGGACCCCGUCGAUGAGAAAGUAUUCCAGGAGCUGGAGCAGAGGCUGAAAGACAGGAGGAAAUAGAGUGUUUGAAGGGAAGUGGCUGAUAAUGAGAAAAUUACAGGCAGCAGAGAAGUAUAUUGCCUUUUUAGUAGAGAUAGAAAAUUGCAUUGCUUAAAAAAAAAUGUGUUUCUCUUUUUCUUCAAAUUGGUGAUUAACCUGCCCUUCUGCUUUAGAUUUGGAGACCAGAAUGUGUGAACUGGAUGUCAGAUGAUCAGCAGGCAGUGUGUUGCAAUGCAUCCCAUCUGCUAUAUGUGAAUGUGACAUUCUGUCUCAGAGCAUUUCAUUCAUCUAUUCAAAGAGCUAUUUUUUGCUUGAAAUGCACGGCAUUAUUCCCAAGCAAAGUAAAGCGGUCUUUAAUAUCUGCACCGUUGGUUAUCAACAUAUACGUUCAAACUCCCAGAUUGUAUGUAACGUUAAGAAAUAUGUGAAGAGAAGAGUGGAGCAUGUGAGAUGAAAGAAGGAAAUUGGGGGGGGGGGGGAAUAAUUUAUACGAUGAUUGUUGAAAUGAAUUGCCAUCCUUUGCAUUCAUUCAGUAAAUCCAGAAAUGAUUGAAUAUCCAAGGGCAGCGUGGGUCUUUAAUGAACUCCCACAAAGCAGGUGAGAGGAAAGGGAGAUAAGGGAGAGGCCAUCAUUUCUGAUUAUUUCUCUCAUUAUAGAGCCUCAUCUGUUUUUGUCUUUGAUGAAUAAACCACAAAUGUAAGGCCGUGCCUGUAUUUACUGUAUAUUGAAAUAAAAUUGUUCUGAAUGUUUUACAAUUUUCCCUCGCUCUUUGACUAAUAAAACAUGCUUGGAGUGCG